AUGGUCGUCGCGAUCCGCUUCAUCCAGCUCUUCUUGGUCGUGGCCAUUCUCGGCCCGUCGGCAUACACUCAUCUUCGCAAUCCGGACCGCGGCCGUCACCAACGGCCUGGGCCUCUUCGCGAUGUGCCGGAAUUUGCCCUCGUGACCGUCGUCAUCAGCAUCUGGCUCGCCCUGAGCGUACAACUACUGGGCCGCCCUCUCUUCGGGCUGACCACCUUCUCGCUCAGCGCCGCCUGGGCCGGCCUCAUCUUUGCCGCCGGCACGGUCCGCCGCUCCCUGCGGUCCUCGUACGGCUUCUGCGACAACUACAAGGUCUUUGGCGGCGUGGUCGCGGGCAUCGCCCGUCUCGGCGCCAUCGAGUUUAGCCUGUUGUUCUUCAUCGCGUGGGUGACAGGUGCCGUCGUCAGCUACCGGCACCGUCGGAGCGGCUGCCGCGCGCGGGCCCGUCGUGUGGCGGCUGCCGGCUCCGGGACGGCGCCGUACCAGCUCCAGAUGCAGCCGCGGACAAAGACAGACUACCACGCUGUUUCGCAGCAGGUAUCCCCUUGA
Molecule: messenger RNA, 549 nt
Organism: Metarhizium robertsii ARSEF 23
Lineage: Eukaryota; Fungi; Ascomycota; Sordariomycetes; Hypocreales; Clavicipitaceae
Exons: 3
Coding region: 1-549 (182 amino acids)
Source: RefSeq, a predicted model, not a curated record